This is a messenger RNA of Phytomonas sp. EM1, 975 nucleotides long. The record is from the annotation of a GenBank genome assembly. NCBI's taxonomy places the organism in Eukaryota, Euglenozoa, Kinetoplastea, Trypanosomatida, Trypanosomatidae.
GAGCACUCAAACUUCUUCUUUAUAAAGCUAUGGGAUCUGUUGUGAACGCUGUGCCUGCUACCUUCGCCGCCGGGUGCUAUUGGGGGACGGAGAAAUUCUUCUGCGACAAGUUCAAGGAUGCCAUUGUGUCGAAACAGGUCGGAUUUAUGGGUGGCAGUGAUGCCCCUGGUGGGGUUACCUAUAAUCAAGUCAAGAAAGGUGACACUGGUCAUGCCGAAGUGUUGCAUUUCAUGUAUGAUCCCACCAAGGUUUCGUAUGAAGAACUAUUGGAAUUUUUCUUUCGCAUCCACGACUCCACAACACUGAACCGGCAAGGCGUUGAUAUUGGAACCAAUUAUCGAAGCGCCAUUUUUUACCAUAACGAUGAGCAAAAGAAAGCCGCUGAAGAUUAUAUCGCCAAGCUAAACGGCUUGGAUGAGAAGCUUCAUUCGAAGUUUCAAGUGUUUGGGGGUGCAAAGUGUAUUACGACUGUCGAGAAGGCAUCAACUUUUUACCCAGCACACGUUGGGCAUCAAGAAUACUUCGAGAAAAAUCCAAACGCACAUUGUGAUCAUCGUAUACACUACUGAAGCUAUGGAGUAAGUUGAUUCCAUGAGACAAGUAUGCGAUUAAAUGUAUCUAUGCAGACUUCAAACUAUAUAUAAUAUAUUAUGGGCGUAGAAUUUAGCCAUCGAAAAUAUUCUCGAUAUUCGCAUUUACUUUGUAUUGAAUUUUAACAAUUUCUUAAUCGCGAUAGUCAAAGAAAAACCAAUUAUAUUCAUCUUGAAUAUACACAUAAUAUAUUAUAUAUUACAUAUACAUAUAAAUAUGCGCAUAUAUACAUAUGCUUAGGAAUAUGUUUCGUAUUUUAUUUGUUUUCUUGAUAAGGUUUAUUAUGGAGAGGCUGAGUUUGUAAACCACAAUAAUAAGGUUGCUGUUCUCUCGAACGGACAGCUACACUGAAUGGCAUAGUUUGUAAAGUAUUUUAUAUGACAU